AAGAGAAAUCUGCAUAGGGUGGCAACAAUUUCCAAGCCUGGACAAUCUUUUCAAUGCUUUUGACUCCCCACCUUUCACUAAGGCUACUCCAAAUCUCACACGUCGCAUAACAAGACUACCUCUCUUCCCACAAUUCAUUUCUCCAAAACCAUGCAUUCAUAUCAUCUCUGAGCACGCCAUUAAGUUUACACCAGGCUUAGGACAAAUCUACUUUACAUCCACGACAGAAUACAGAGAUGCGUCUGUGAUCCCACCGUCUGGUAACUCAAAAAGAAAAAAAAGCAAUAUAUUCUAACAAUCUUGCGUAAAUUAUGGCAUACUUUGCCCGAAUAUUUUGGGGACUUUCCUCUGUGGUAAAGGUGGUGCCAUCAGACUAACAACCAACUUUGUCAUAUUCUUUGUUUGGUAUCGAUUUGCUUUACAUUGUUAUUCAUUUAUGAUACCAGGAAUCUGUAUGUGCUUCUUCAUCAGUCAUUUUCUUUUGUAAAUCGGUUUGUUCUCAGGCUUUUCUGUUUAGAAUACCAGCACAAGUUUACAGUUUCAAUCUCUAUUGCAUGCAAUAAACUGGUUUACAAGUAGCAGCUAUGGAUGUAGAAGACAGCCAAUAUGGAAGAAUGCAUGAAGCUAUUAGUUCUGAUGAUGGACAUGCCAGAUCAGGAAAUGUAUGGACAGCAGCAUCUCAUGUUAUCACAGCAGUAAUAGGGGCAGGAGUUCUGUCUUUGCCAUGGAGUGUGGCUCAGCUUGGUUGGAUUAUGGGAGCAAUAAUACUUCUUGCUUUUGGUGCUGUGACAACAUAUACUUCUCUUCUGCUUGCAGACUGUUAUAGGUCACCUGAUCGUGUCAAUGGAAAACGCAACUAUAAGUACUCAAAUGCAGUGAAGAACAUUUUAGGUGGCAGAAAUGUUAUAUUAUGCAAGAUUGCUCAGUAUGCUAAUCUGUGUGGAGCCCUGGUUGGAUACACACUAACUUCAGCUAUCAGCAUGAUGGCAAUAAAAAAGGCAGGAUGUUUUCACAAAGAGGGGCAUGCCACCUCUUGCCGUGUAUCUGGCAACAUGUUCAUAAUCAUAUUUGGAGCACUUGAGUUGAUUCUAUCUCUGCUUCCAAGCUUGGAGAAGAUUUCAUGGCUUUCAAUUAUUGCAGCAAUUAUGUCUUUUGCAUACUCUUCAAUUGGGUUAGCUCUUAGCAUAAGUAAAGCUGCAGGAAAGAAGCAUCCUUCUGGAAGCUUAACAGGAGUACCCAUUGGUGGUCGUGUUACAAAAGCCCAGAAGACAUGGUAUGUCUUCCAAGCAUUGGGAAACAUUGCACUUUCAUACACGUUUGCGAUGGUUCUGAUAGAAAUCCAGGACACCAUCAAAUCUCCUCCUCCAGAGAACAAAAUCAUGAAAAAAGCAAUAAUGAUGGGCAUGACAGUUACAACUCUUUUUUACAUGUCCAUAGGCCUAGUUGGGUAUGCAGCUUUUGGCAACGAUGCACCUGGAAAUAUGCUCACUGGGUUUGGUUUCUACGAGCCAUUCUGGUUGAUUGACAUAGGCAAUCUCUGCAUUGUUAUUCACCUUGUGGGAGCUUAUCAGGUGUUCUCUCAGCCUGUAUUUGCAAUCAUUGAGGAAUGGGCAUCUCAUAAGUGGAAAAGACAUGGCCUUGUACACACCGUACACAGCAUAAGGAUUCCAUUCUGUGGAUCCAUAAGCUUUACUAUAUUCUCUCUAUUAGUGAGAAGUUUAGUCGUGGUGUCAACAACAGUGCUUGCCAUGCUUUUGCCUUUCUUCAAUGCGUUGAUGGGGUUUAUAGGUGCUGUCUCAUUCUGGCCACUGACUGUGUACCUUCCAAUUCAAAUGUAUCUGACACAAACCAAUGUGCAAAAAUGGAGUUCAAAAUGGGUACUCAAUCAAUCUCUCAGCUUAAUUUGCUUUCUUAUUACAGUGGCUGGUAUUGUGGGCGCAAUCGCAGGAAUAUCUCAGGACCUCAGACAUGUAACUAUCUUUGACAUGAAAUAUUAGAGAAUCUUGCCUGGCUUGCACCCUUAGAUACUUAUGCUGUACUAAGUCAAUCUUUCAGUUCUCACCUCAAAAGUGGUUUGGAAUCUGGAUGAGUCAAUUUCAAGCUGUUAUAGAGGAUGCACAUUAAAAACUUUUCUCAUUCAAAUUGAUACUCUCCAUGUUUUAGGAAAUUUUUUUCUCAAAUGCGAUGGUCGUAAAAAGUUAACAUUCA
This is a messenger RNA of Cryptomeria japonica (Japanese cedar), 2208 nucleotides long. Its product is annotated as amino acid permease 2. The transcript is spliced from 10 exons. The coding region runs from base 585 to 1997 and encodes 470 amino acids. Gene Ontology annotation, cellular component: plasma membrane. NCBI's taxonomy places the organism in Eukaryota, Viridiplantae, Streptophyta, Pinopsida, Cupressales, Cupressaceae. The record is from RefSeq and is a predicted model, not a curated record.